Molecule: messenger RNA, 873 nt
Organism: Lactuca sativa (garden lettuce)
Lineage: Eukaryota; Viridiplantae; Streptophyta; Magnoliopsida; Asterales; Asteraceae
Source: RefSeq, a predicted model, not a curated record
UUGGCUAUUUUUAUUGCAGAAAAUUUUAAAUUACAAUGUUUCGUUAUCUUUUUAUAUUAUUCGUAAUUAUUAUUUAUCCUAAACACGCUAAAACCACAGACAAACCUUCUGUUCUUCAUAUACAUGUUCCCGGCUCAAUCGGCGGCGCCUACUACUAUAUCUCAUUCUCCCCCUGGUUUGCCUUGCCACCAACUGCCGCUGCCACUGCCGGAGUCCGGACUAUCGAUAUAGAAUAGAUAUAGAGUCAUCUGCUUAGGUCUGAUCGGAAUGGGGAAACCAAAGAAAGGACCUUCACCUAAAGAGUCAGCUACACCACCUAAAAAAAACUGUAAAGUAUGUGAGAAAGCAGUAUCCAAAUACAAGUGUCCUUCCUGUCUCAUUCCCUAUUGUUCUCUCGUCUGUUUUAAGAAACAUAAAGAAACUCCAUGUGUUAAACAAGUUCCUGCUCCUGAGACCGAUACAAGCACAAGUACUUCACCAAUUGAUGUGGAUAGACCAUGUUAUGUUGAUGUUGAUGAUGAUGUUUUACCACAAUCCCAACUAGAGUGCAUAGCUUCUUGUACUGAAAUCCGUGAUGCUCUGAAAGAUGAAGAUCUGCAGAAACUCAUACGCAAAAUAGAUUGUUCUGCAGACACUCGAACUGAACUUGAUAAAGCAAUGGAACAAGAAGUGUUUCGCCUGUUCACUGAAAAGCCUCUUCAAAGGCCAUACAAGCGUGGACGAUUUUUCAGAUUUGUAGCAGGCAAGAAAACAACUUCAGCGAAGAAUGUCAUCAAUUUCCUAUUCUUUCCGAUCCAAUUGUGGAGGUUCAAGCCCAGUACAACUCAUAUAUUCGUUGUGAUUCUUGUUUAAAUAAAAAAACAUUAUGAACAA